GCUGAAACCUAGUUUCGUCAGGUUCGGAUAGUAGUUUGAUUUUAAAAACUGGUUCGGAUGAGGUUUGUCUCUUUGCUUCGGGAAGCCGUUAGACUAUUGAACAUUGAAGUUCCCUUUUUGCCUUAGAAGAAUCAAAUCCCUCCUUUGAUUCAAAACUUCUUUCCUCUUUCCCCUUCCCAAUUUUUCUCCCUUCCCACUCCCUGUAAGAAGGAGAAAGUGAAAGAGAACUAAAGAGACACAGAUAUCGAGAUAAAGAGGUUCUGGUUCUCUCAUCUUUAUCUUCUUCCUCCAUGGAAGGGUUUUUCGUUCUUGAUUCUGAAGACCCUGGGGUUGCAGGGAAUAUGAGAGGAGAUAAAAUGGCCAAGAGAUCUUCUUUGGGAAAUGUCGUGAUGAAGAGGCUCUCUGACAUAACCAAUUCACAGCAUAGACCCAAGUCCCCUUGCCUGAAAGAAAAUCCCGGACCUGUUUCAUCCACGGUUAAAGAACAGAUCGAAAAGAUCUUGAAGGAAAACAUGGGGCUGUUGAAGCUUCUGGCAGAAAAGAACAAAAUCAUCGAAUUGAGUGGGAUUGAGUUGCAGAAAUUGCGGAUGACCAUGCAGAAACUUCAGCAACAGAAUUGGCACCUUGCGCAGUCCAAUAGUCAGAUGUUAGCAGAACUGAACUUGGGUAGAGACAAGCGAAAAGCAUUACAGCAUGAACUUGGAUGUAAAGAAGCCCUGCUUACAGCAAAGAACCUAGAACUGCAGGAGAAAGAGAAAAGGAUAACUUCUCAAGAUACUAGCACCAAGGAGGGAACAAUUAAGGGUGAGAAAGAAUCAAGGGAGUCCUUACAACCUAAUUUUGACAAUAGGACUUGUAAUCCAAACAGGAGGCGCCAAUCAAGGAAUCAAUCAAUUGGAUCUGCAACUUCUGCAGCCCAACAAGGACCACAGAAGGAGAAGGCUGAUAACAAAAGGCUUUGUUUAAGAAGGCAAUCUGGUAGGUUAAAAUCUGAACAGCCAGAACCUACUGAAGACUUAUUUGAGAUAGAAGAUGCUAAAUUUUCACUGUGUCCACUGCUUGAUGAUCAAAUGCUUGAAGAUGGUACUAAUUCACUGGAAUCAUCAAGUGGAAAAGCAGAGAAAGAAGGAAAGAGUGCACCGAAGUGUGAAACUCAAUUAUUCCGAAGAUCAUCUAUAGGCAGGCCUUUGCGCAAGGCUGCUGAGAAGGUGCAGUCUUACAAGGAGGUGCCCCUUAAAGUAAAAUUGCGAAGAUCUGAGUGAGUGGAAACAACCAACUCCUACCCCUGUUUUAGUAGGCAUCAUGCCCUGUGCUGUGAUUUUUUUUCCCUACACUUUUCUGUAGAAGUAAUCUGUGAUAUUAUUCACUGUAAGCUGCACUACUUUUUUCUUCAUCAUCUGCUGAUGGUGAACAAAAGGGUACCAUUAAUGAAUAUUAUUUGGUCA
Messenger RNA from Macadamia integrifolia, 1445 nucleotides. RefSeq names its product SHUGOSHIN 1-like. The transcript has 10 exons. The coding region runs from base 291 to 1262 and encodes 323 amino acids. The record is from RefSeq and is a predicted model, not a curated record. Gene Ontology annotation, cellular component: chromosome, centromeric region; nucleus. Gene Ontology annotation, biological process: maintenance of meiotic sister chromatid cohesion; meiotic sister chromatid segregation. Lineage: Eukaryota; Viridiplantae; Streptophyta; Magnoliopsida; Proteales; Proteaceae.